AUGGCAGACGCGCCGAAUGCCACCGACGAGCUCUACCCCAUCGCCGUCCUCAUUGACGAGCUCAAGCACGACGACGUCCUUCUCCGUCUCAAUGCCAUUCACCGUCUCUCCACUAUUGCCCUCGCUCUCGGCGCCGAGCGCACUCGCGAUGAGCUGAUUCCUUUUCUCGAUGAGUCUGUCGAGGACGAGGACGAGGUUCUUGUUGCUCUCAGCGAGGAGCUCGGUAGCUUUAUCGAGUACGUCGGAGGUCCUGACUUUGGUCACGUCCUCCUGUCCCCCCUCGAGAACCUUGCCGCGAUAGAGGAGCCCGUCGUCCGUGACAAGGCUGUCGAGUCCCUCAACAAGAUCUGCAACGAACUCUCUCCCAAGCAAGUCGAAGAGUACUUCAUCCCCCUCACAUUCCGCCUCUCCAAGGCCGAUUGGUUCACCUCCAAGGUGUCCGGCUGCGGCCUCUACACGGCCCCUUACAGUAAGGUGUCUGCCGGCACCCAGGAAGAUUUGCGAAAGGCGUUCGGUCAGCUUGUUCAUGACGAGACACCCAUGGUCCGUCGUCAGGCCGCCACCAACAUGGCCAAGUUUGUCAAGGAAAUGCCCGCCGACGUUGUCAUUGAGGAGAUGAUGCCCCUUUUCCAGCACCUCGCCCAGGACGACCAGGAUAGUGUCCGGCUGUUGACUAUCGAGAUUUUGGCUUCCAUCGCUGAGGUCGUUCCCAAGGAACAGCAAUCCAGCCACGGCGUUCUCCUCGCUCUUCUGCGCAGCUUGAUCGAGGACAAGAGCUGGAGGGUGCGCUACAUGAUUGCCGACCGCUUUGAACAGAUCGCAAAGGCUGUUGACGAUGAGGUUCUUUCCAGAGACCUUGUCCCUGCCUUCGUCAAGAUGCUCAAGGACACCGAGGCUGAAGUCAGGACUGCCAUCGCUGGCCAAAUACCCGGCUUCUGCGCUCUCAUCGACCGCAAUGUCCUGCUUAAUGACAUCAUGGGCAGCAUCGAAGAUCUCGUUUCCGACACCUCCCAGCACGUCCGGGCGGCGCUUGGUACGCAGAUUAGGCGGUCUCCGCUCCUAUUUCCUCGGCAGCAGAGGUCGCUGCUCCCGGCUAUCAUCCAGCUGGCCGAAGACAAGCAAUGGCGCGUUCGUCUGGCCAUCAUCGAAUACAUUCCGCUCCUGGCCAGCCAGCUCGGUGUCAAGUUCUUCGACGAGAAGCUGGCUAAUCUUUGCAUGGGCUGGCUCGGCGAUACGGUCUUCUCUAUCCGAGAGGCUGCUACGCACAACCUGAAGAAGUUGACCGAGGUUUUCGGUGUUGAGUGGGCCAACGAGGCUAUCAUUCCGAAGGUCAUGGCCAUGGGCAACCACCCCAAUUAUCUCUACAGGAUGACCACCUGCUUCGCCAUUACUACGCUCGCCUCGGUUGUCAGCAUGGACGUCAUUGCGAAGAGCAUCCUGCCCCAGCUCCUCGACAAGCUUGCCGAAGACGACAUUCCUAACAUUCGCUUCAACGUAGCCAAGACGUACGGAGUCCUCAUUGACGUGCUGCGUCGCUUGCCUGAGGAGGGCACCAUUUAUGCGCUGGAGAAGGAGGGCGCCAGCUUCACGCCGUCGCCGCGUGGCAUGGAGCUCAUUCAGUCAAGGAUUCUGCCCAAGCUGGAGAAGCUGCAGAAGGACGACGAUGUGGAUGUUCGCUUUUUCGCCACGACAGCUGCCAACAGCGUGACGGGUGCGGCGGCAAGCGGCGAGCCGAUGAACACAUCACCAUAGAUGAGAUGAGAGACGUAAUGAAGCAAUUCCCACUUUCGACUCGACAUACCUUUUUUUCCGUUCAUCGCCGGUGAGGCAGAGAUACCUCGCCGGCUCAUGAGGCAAUGGCAAUAACAACGGUCUAACAGCACUAGACAGGGCGAUCGGGUGGAAAAAAACACGAAGCCAGGACAGGGGAGCAGAAAAAGCAUGGAGAGGGGAGGUCGAGUGCUAGACAAGAUGUGAUACAGGCGGCGGCAGGUGCCAGUUCGAAGAGAGAGUCCUGGUACCAAGCGAUGGCUGUCUGGUAUCGUUUGCGUUUCUGCGGAAGACACGGUGUAUCAUUCGAAGUAGCUGAGCAGUCUUCACACAACGAAUGGAAGGUGAUGGUAACAUG
This is a messenger RNA of Verticillium alfalfae VaMs.102, 2128 nucleotides long. RefSeq names its product protein phosphatase PP2A regulatory subunit A. Gene Ontology annotation, molecular function: protein phosphatase regulator activity. The record is from RefSeq and is a predicted model, not a curated record. Gene Ontology annotation, biological process: protein dephosphorylation. NCBI's taxonomy places the organism in Eukaryota, Fungi, Ascomycota, Sordariomycetes, Glomerellales, Plectosphaerellaceae. The coding region runs from base 1 to 1752 and encodes 583 amino acids. The transcript is spliced from 8 exons. Gene Ontology annotation, cellular component: cytoplasm; protein phosphatase type 2A complex.